AUGGAUAGAAGGCACGAUGAAGAAGGGAAUAUGGUUGCAAUCUAUGAAGCCUCAAUGAAUGGGUGCGUAAGUACCUUGAACACAUUGAUCCAAAGGGAUGCACUCAUCCUUAAUAAAGUUUCACUCACAUCCUUCAAUGAGACACCCUUACACAUAGCAGCUUUGCUUGGCCACCUUGAGUUUAGUAGAGUUCUUCUUAACAAGAAACCUAAACUUACGGAAGAGGUGGACUUACUGGGACGAACCCCUCUUCACUUGGCUUCUGCUGAGGGCCACAUUGAGAUAGUAAAAGCAUUGUUGCAAGCAAAUAAAAAUAUUUGCAUGGCUGUUGAUCAAGAUGAGAGAAUUCCUCUCCACUUGGCCAUAAUGAGAAGACGCAUAGAGAUCAUAAAAGAGUUGGUCAUUGCUCGACGAGAAUCCAUCCAAGUGAAUCUCAAUGGAGACAGUGUAUUGCACUUGUGUCUUCGAUAUAAUCAUUUGGAUGCUCUCAAAUUGUUAGUGGAAUCAUCUAAUGGUGAUGAAUUAUUCCUCAACUCCAAAAACCAUGAUGGCUCCGUGUUGCAUUUAGCUGUGAUGCUCAAGCAAAUGAAGGCCAUCAAAUACUUAAUUUCAGUACCGGAAAUAAAAAGAGAGGCUAAUGCCAUGAACGUCAUUGGUUACACAUCUUUAGAUGUCUUAGAGGCAUGUAACGUCUGUCCAAGAGAUUUUAAAUGUUUUGAAAUCCAAAACAUUCUAAAGGAAGCCGGUGUCAAAAGAUCAAUGGAUUUAAAUUCUUCCGUACCACUAGCACUGAGUGGUACAACUAUUGAUGGAGCACAACGAGCUCAAUCAAGGUUUAGGAGAUGGUGGGAGUGCGUUUGUUUGUCAUUAAGUAAAUACUGGAAGCACCAGGGAAAUUGGAUGGAAGAAACACGUGGCACAUUGAUGAUAGUGGCUACUGUGAUGGCAACCAUGGCUUUCCAAGCUGGGAUCAGCCCACCAGGUGGUGUUUGGCAACAAAAUACAUCCAACUCAACAGAAGGCUCCAACUGUACGCAAGAUAAUAUAUGUGAAGCCGGCAUAGCAGUUUUAUCUUAUUCUAAUCCUGAUAACUACCUAUGGUUCUUAUAUUUCAAUACCACAUCUUUCUUUGCAUCUCUGUGCGUCAUACUUUUGGUCAUUAUUGGAUUUCCUCUUAGGAGCAAGUUAUUUAUUUGGCUCCUAACGUCAGCCAUAACUAUCUCAGUCGCGUCCAUGACAUUUACCUAUAAACAAGCAGUGACUUUGGUGAGCCCGCAUCAUAUUCUCAACCGAUUUCAAUCGUUGGGCAUGAAAUACAUAUAUAUUUGGGUAGGAAUAUCUCUGAUUGUUGGUGUAAUUCACAUAAUCCGCCUACUAUAUUGGAUGGUGAAGAAGUUGUGCACUUUCAUACGCCAGUCAACAAGGGGUCCAGCAGAAGAUCCAGCUAAUGUCUAAGUGGGAAACUAUCAUGAUCAGAAAUUCAGUUAGAUAUUUUAGAAUAAAAAUCCUAUCAAGCUAGCCAUUGAUAAGAAAGAAUGUACGUAGGGGUAAGGUUUGGGUAAUCUCAUUGUAAUUUUUAGGUUUAGUGCUAAGUUCAUUAGUCCUUGGAUUCUAUUA
This is a messenger RNA of Alnus glutinosa, 1617 nucleotides long. Its product is annotated as ankyrin repeat-containing protein ITN1-like. NCBI's taxonomy places the organism in Eukaryota, Viridiplantae, Streptophyta, Magnoliopsida, Fagales, Betulaceae. The transcript has 3 exons. The coding region runs from base 1 to 1455 and encodes 484 amino acids. The record is from RefSeq and is a predicted model, not a curated record. Gene Ontology annotation, molecular function: protein binding.